Dendroctonus ponderosae (mountain pine beetle) is the source of this 678-nucleotide messenger RNA. RefSeq lists its product as uncharacterized. The record is from RefSeq and is a predicted model, not a curated record. Lineage: Eukaryota; Metazoa; Arthropoda; Insecta; Coleoptera; Curculionidae.
UGAUUCCUCUGGUGAUCUCUGAUGUCUGAUUUCCCUUUUCAAGUUGGAUACUGUGUCCCAGGCCCGACCUGGAAAUUCGAAAGCACUAAAAUUCCAACCAUGUUCAAGUUCCUAGUUGUGCUUUCUGCACUUGCUGCAUUUGCAGCUGCAGCCACCCUUAGGGUAAACCCUGAUGAACUCCAUGUCAUCUGGGACACCAUCGAGAAAGACAUCAGAGUCCGUCAACAAGAAGCCGAGUUGGAAAUCCGCAACCUUUUGGCGCCUCUCAGCAUCUUGGUUGAUGAUGCCAGGGAAAAACUUGCCAAUGACCUCCAAGAAGCCAACGCUUUGAUCCCGCGCCAUCCAAAUCACCACUGACAUUAUCGAUGAAAUCGAAGCAUUCGGAGGAAGAGUAGACAGCUGCAGAGAUGUUGAAUGUGCCAGUGACUUGGAUGUUGAAAUCGUCACCUUGUACGAAAGAAUCGUCAAGGACUUGGAUGGAGCUCUUGAAAUCGCCAACGAAGCCGCUUUGAUCAAAUUGGGAGCUGAACUUGACGAAGCCCAAUUGGAUCAUGAAAGAUACGCAGAAGGAACCCGGCAAUUGUUGGAAGAACUCAGGAUUUGCGCCGAUGAGCGUGUCUAGAUAUACCAUUUUUGAACAGUUUUUUGUUUUAUGAUAAUAAACAAAAUUAAAUUGUA